Messenger RNA from Tyto alba (common barn owl), 2792 nucleotides. It is a transcript of the gene NFAM1, whose product is annotated as NFAT activating protein with ITAM motif 1. Gene Ontology annotation, cellular component: membrane raft. NCBI's taxonomy places the organism in Eukaryota, Metazoa, Chordata, Aves, Strigiformes, Tytonidae. Gene Ontology annotation, molecular function: transmembrane signaling receptor activity. The record is from RefSeq and is a predicted model, not a curated record. Gene Ontology annotation, biological process: B cell receptor signaling pathway; positive regulation of cytokine production; regulation of B cell differentiation. The coding region runs from base 125 to 871 and encodes 248 amino acids. The transcript has 6 exons.
UCCCUUUGCAAACGGGAGGGCAUCAACCAGCUGCCCAGGCGUGGAAAUACCUGACAAACCCUCAUCUCUUUUGCCUUUGGAUCUUCAUAUCUGGUUGCUUUCUUACAGCCUUUGACCCCCCAUCAUGGCCUCUAAUCUAAAAGUCAUCUUCCUGUUUCUUUGGUUGCUUCAGUGUGGAGGGGGAAGUGUCGAAGUACAGCAGAAACCUCCAAUCCAGGUUGCACUGCUCAAGGAAGGAAUAUCCAUCCCCUGUCAAGUCAUCUUCCCUUACAUGCCAGAAUACACCAAUUUUUCAAUCUUCUAUUACUGGAUUAAUUCACUGGGCAAGAAAACAUCCAUCUAUAAUAGGUCAGAAAACAUAGUCAUCCCUUCUGGAAAAGAGAAUAAGACUGCUACCAUAUCUUACAACCACAGAAUCAUGCCACUUGAAAACACCUCUUAUACUGGCACGUACUACUGCGAGGUCAAAUGGAAUAACGUCCAGAAAACGGGAAAGGGAGUGUUUGUCCUUGUUAGAGGUACAGGGUACAUAGAUACCUCUUAUGGUUGGGAAAUACUUGUUACUUUUACCACUCUUCUUGCUGCAUUGAGCAUCACCGCAACAGCUCUGCUUCUGUGGAAAAGAAAGGUGUUGUGCCCUAGAAGGAACCAGUUAAAUAUCCUGAGACAGAAGGUGGAAACGCAGCCCCCUUCAGCCAGCCCACCACCACCUCCUGUCUAUGAUUGUCUGAAUUCGCAGCAAGUUGAUGUCUAUUCUAUCCUGGAGAACAACACAAACAACCCAUCACCCAGAAAGAGUCCUCCAAGGAAGACACCUAAGAAGCAAGCAACUCUACAAGAAUCCUCUGAUACACUGUAUGAGAAUAUCUAGCAGGGAAAAUCUGACCCUAUGUGGACCAGGCAUCUUUCUGUACGGAAGAACUACUCUCUUACAUCCCCAGUUCUACUGCAGAGAUCCACAGUGACUUCAGGGCACAACUCCAAGGGAUUUGUGAACCCCCUGGCUCCAUCUAAACUGCCCUUCAUUAACAACAGAAUGCAUCUGUUCAAAUCCCACCGGGGGCUCAGUCUGCAUUGAUGCAGCAAAGCUAUUUUGCAGCAAAGCGGUUUGAUGCAAAAGAAAAGCUGCUUUUGUCAAGCACUCACACAUUCUUAGAAAUGGUGCAGAUGGGAUCUGUGCAGGUUUUUCUCACCUGGCCUGGCUGAAAUACUUAAAUCUCAAUUGUCUGUAAAUGAUAGGACAAUCCAGAGACCUCCUUGCUUCCUGGCUUGAUCUUCCAAUCCUGACCUGCAGCAGUCCCUCUGAUCCUGUGCCUAUGGCUUUCCCGACGUGGCCAUCAGGCCUUCAUGCAUAGUUUAACUGAGAUCCAGGCAUCCACCUGCCCAUUUUUCCUUUCUCAGGAACCCCACGGUGAAACAUGCUUUCUCAUAAUCUGCUAAUCCCAUCAAGUAGUCACAGAUGCCUGCUGUGACCAUACUCAGUCGACUCAAAUCAGUGCCUCGGAGUAAAUGCUUUCCUUUCAGCAAUAUCAGCAGUAUGGUGAGGACUGGAUGCACAGACAAAGAUAAUGAUGGAGGAAAGGAAAACAGAGAAAAUAUCCCUGACUGCCAACAUGUCUCAGCGGCAGUGCCCUUUCCAGAACAAGGAAGAGGAACAAGAAGGUGGGAACCCAAGGAAACUCCCUUGCUGGGGCUGCAUAAGCCAAGCAGGUCUGGGGCCAGGUUCCAGCCCAGAGAAUUUUAAACCAAGCUCCCCAAUUUCCUGUUCUUCUUGGCAAUGGGCAUUGUUAUUGCUUAGAAUUUUGAGCCUCUGUGGAAGCAGGCAUGGUACUUCUGCCACACCAAACCAAAUAGGUUUGCCUCUGUUUCAGCUGGCCAGUAUUUCCCAACAAGGGUAUAAGAAUCCUUUACCUCCACCACCAUAUGUUAUUUGGCCAGGUAGACAAGUUCUGAAACUUAGAAUGACUGGAGGGAAGAGGGAGGCCCUAAAGGUGAGUUUUCUAUCCAAGCUCUUCUCUUGCCUGUCAGCUGGAACUUGCCUACUGUUUGUGCUGAUGCAUAUUCUAGUUCUGAUAGGGAAGAGGUUACAUUAAAUAUCCAUAUAACACGAUCAAACCAGUGGAUCAAAAAGCUGAGGCUGUUUUAUCUCAGAUUAAAAAACAACAACAAAAUACAACCAAACAAAACCAACCCAAAAUAAGAAUAUGCAGCAUAACUUUAGAGGAAUCAUCGAAACCUCCUUAAAGAAGAAGAUCAAAUUAAAAUUGAGCUCCAGGGUCAUAGGACCCUCUCUACUUGAAGAUAAUGUUGCUAUGCAUCAGAGAUAGAGGCUAUGGAAAAUGUCUCCGGGGCCGCCAGCCUUCCUAUACUAUGUUUAAAGAGAUAAUCCGCUUAUUGCUUUGCUCUUUUUAUUAGAAGAGAUUUCAAACAUGCAAUUUGGACUUUCUUUAACCACAGGAAAAUGCUUUUCCUCUUCCCAGCGUUGAGGAAUUCAUUUCAGAAAGAGCAAUGAAUAGACAGCAUGGCUUAUUAGACCCAUUUUUCAUUUGUUAAGUGAUCAUUACAAUUAUAAAUAAGUAUUUUUGAAGUCUACAAUUUUACUGUUUACCAAUAUGACCAGAAAAUAUUUGUGCUCACAGAGGAAUUUAUAGAGGAUUGUAUAGGUAUAACAAUUCCUUUCCUUAGCAGAUUUGAAGAAAUUAUGAGAUGAAUUAUAAAUAUGUUGCAGUAUGGCAAUAAAAUAUUCAGCAGAAGCUGGUGGAUUAGAUGAAAAGCAAAAACUUUCAAAAUAA